Molecule: messenger RNA, 1685 nt
Organism: Zophobas morio
Lineage: Eukaryota; Metazoa; Arthropoda; Insecta; Coleoptera; Tenebrionidae
Exons: 5
Coding region: 726-1571 (281 amino acids)
Biological process (GO): detection of chemical stimulus involved in sensory perception of smell; sensory perception of smell
Cellular component (GO): plasma membrane
Molecular function (GO): olfactory receptor activity; odorant binding
Source: RefSeq, a predicted model, not a curated record
UAUAACUUUCGGUAAAAUUAAGUAAAGUGUCGGAUUUAAUAAUGAUAAUAAAUGAUAAUUUAUUUGUUCACAAAACUAAUCAAACAAUUUCCGUUGGUACCUACGCUUUUACACCCAAUGAAUCUAGUCCAAAACGUUUCGAAAACAUUUUUUCACCUCUCGACCAUCAUCUCAGAAUACGUCUGAUAAUUUUUUGAAUCGUAUUUCCCAUCAAUUCAUGUAAUACAACUAUAAUUACCCUCAUCAGCUAUUCUUUGAAAAUUACCAAGAUUAUUAAUCGAUACGUCUACCCUGACCGUAACCCAAGCAUAAUACUGCCUAGUCUCCAAAAGCCACGUUAACUGAAAAGAAAUGAAUUUUAGAUAUCAAAAUGAACUGAAAGGUAAAACUAACUGCAAUUAAUUAAAUUUACUAAUUUUUCUAAAAUAUUUUUAGAUGAUCCUCUAAAACUUGUAUAUGUUGCAGGAUAUAAGAUUUUUCAGAACAAAUUCGUUCAAUACAUAUUAAAAAUUUUAAUCUUCAUCAUUCCUCUAAUUUUAUUCACCCAGAUAGGCUUUUGCGUCUCGUCACCAAUUUCUCUUAAACUAAUUCAAUAUGGACUAAUCUUCACGCAAAUGUCUUAUGUAACAAUAUUCAGGUAGAGCUUUCAGAGUGGUACACGUUUUUUCUAGGCCGUCUUUGCUUCGUUCAUUCAUAUAUACAAAAUUAACGGAAUUGAAGACGCCAUGAGUAACUUUCCACUUUGGGACAUCGACACAGCUGGCGAAAAAAUCAAAAACAAAAUCAAAAACGAAACGAAAAUGAUCAAAACUUUUGUAAUCGUGGUGCUGUUAACGGGUUUGCUAUGGGGCAAUCUAGUUAUAUAUUCUUCGUUCGGCGUUGUUCUGUCCAGAAAUUUUCUUCUACAUACAUGUGACUACAUUUUCUCCGUUUUAAGACUAACAUCUCACGUGACUUUUUUGACUAUGAUGGCGCACCCAUUUCAAAUCCUUUAUGUAAGUCAACAUUUGAAAUUUCAGAUGUAUUUGUUCAACAAGUACAUCGAGGACGUUUGUUUUAUGGAUGGAAAAGAAAACGAAGAAGAUUUAGUGGAUGAUCAAGAAUACCAAGAAGAAAUUAAACUUAGACUACGGCUAGUGGUCAGAAGACACUGUGAAUUUAAAAGAUUACGAAUUCAGUGUCUCCAAACUAUGGGCAACCUUAUAAUACCGUUUAGUGUGGGGGUUGCUGUUCUUUUAUUUAUGAGCAUGUAUACUUUUUUACGCUUAGAAGGGUCAGAGACCAUCGUUAUAUGCAACAACGCAAUCUUUACUUUUAUGACUGUCAUUGGGUUCGUUAUUAUAAUCACAGCAGGCGAAACUUUACAAGACGAAUCUGAGAACACAUUCACAACUCUCGUGAUGACAAAAUGGUAUGAUUUUAACAACGAAAAUCGAAAAACGUUUCUGUUGCUGUUGUGUAACAAUAUCAAACCCAUAAGCAUUGACUUCACGGGAGAAAUUACUGUAAAUUAUCGUCUAGGAAUGGCUAUUGGCAAAGCGGUAUACACAGCAGUUUCAAUUUUUUUUUAAGUUCGUGUAACAAUGAACAACAUAUAAGUAGAGAUUUUAUGGUUGCAUUGUUAUUAUUAUGUCGAUGAUAAGUCUUUUACUUAUUAACUUGUCGAACAAAAUAAUGGAAUAAAA